CCCUUCUUUCCGGAGCUGGGGAAACCGACUCCAGAAAUGCCAUCUGAGGGAACAGACAUCCUGGCAGAUAGAACAAACCAGGUGUGAGCACUGUCUUUCCAAAGUUACACUGAAGCCGUUGGAGGACAGGUCGGACCUCAGGCCUUCCCACGGCACCAACUACUGACGGCGGAUUUGCGCACAGAUCCUUCACAGCUGUUUCAAAGAACCAUUCUGUGAUUCUAUGAUCUUCCAGGACCCUUCCAACCCACACCAUCCUGUGGUUCUAUCAUCUUCCAGGACUCUUGCAACACAAACCAUUCUAUGGUUCUGUGAUCACUAAGGAACCUCCCAAGCCACGCCGUCCUGCAGUUCUAUGAUCUUCCAGGACCCUUCCAACACGGACCAUCCUAUGGUUCUAUGAUCUUCCAGGACCCUCCUGUGCGGGUGAUGUCACCAUGACGUGAUGACCUCACAGAUGCCCUGGGGUGGGGCAGGGGCAGUGGGUCAGCGCGGAACCUGCUGGCCCCAUUCUGCGGGUGGUGCUGGUCCAGCGAGGAGCUGUGCGAGUGGUGCAGUAAUGCGGGCCCAGUGUGUCAGCAGAAGAUUAAGGGCGGUGUGGCGUGCGAAGCUGGUGGAGGAGGAGCUGCUGGCUCAUGCGGCCGUGGAGAAGUGCAAGGCCGUGGCCAGGGAAUCCUUGAUGAAGGAUGCCCAGAAAUUACGGGCAGAAAGAACAGCUGCCAGGAAAGAGAAGCUGAAGCAGGAGAAGCAUCUCGUUGCCCAGCUGGAAGAGCAGCUGCAGGCUGAGACAGAGGAGAUGGAGGUAGCGUGGAGGGGCGAGGGGAUGGGGGCUGCCCGCCCCCGCGUGGGGACCUGGAGGACGUCUGCAGCGGGCACGGGCACUCACGCUUUUGUCUGCCAGGUGCUGCGCCAGGAAAAACAGCACCUGCAAGAGGAGCGGGAGGAGCUGGAGCUGGAGGGUGCCUGGCAGCAGCAUCAGCUGGAGCUGGAGGCAGCCCACGUGCCUGGGGCUGUGCUGCCGAAGCUGGUGGAGGCAGAGCUGGAGAAGAAGGAGCAGGCGAGGAGACGAGGGCUCGCCUUCUGGAUGAAGACAAUCUGCCUCAUCUUCGUCAGCCUCCUGCUGCUGCUCGUUGCUGUGCUGGGCUCUGCAGUGCUGUACGCCCAGCACUAUGACCAGGAGCUGUUGUAUCGGCUCCUGCUGCGAGUGCUGCCCCAGGCAAUGUACGCUUCCCCGGCGUACUUUGCGAGCAGGAGCCUGCGUGUCGUCUGUGAUGGGCUGCUGCCCAUCUGACCGCCCCUCUCAGUCCCCCCUCCCAGCUCGGGGCUGCGCAGUGGUGGGGUGCAGGGAGAGAGCUCUGUCCCCACGGAAGGGGCCUCUCCUGUGCUCCUGCCCCCAGGGGCGCACAGGCACAGCUGUGGGGCAGUGCCGGCAGGCGGCUGAGUGCUGGGACUUUGGACUUACAAAUAAGUUGGUACUGUCGUCGUCAACUGAACACCACCACCUCCGACGACCCAUCAGACUGAAGAUGUGCACCUGACGCCAGGACGUGGCUUCUUGGAUUCUUUGAGUCUUCGUAGCAGCCAUUUCCUUCAGCUGGUUACCUGUAAGGCUUAUGAAUUGUAAUUAGCCCAUUAGGCAAUGUUACCUCCAGUGGGCUGUUGUCAGUUGUUAAGAAUGCUGUCAAUAAAUGGAUGUGUAUUAA
Messenger RNA from Gallus gallus (chicken), 1703 nucleotides. RefSeq lists its product as uncharacterized. The record is from RefSeq and is a predicted model, not a curated record. The transcript has 7 exons. Bases 446 to 1291 code for a protein of 281 amino acids. Lineage: Eukaryota; Metazoa; Chordata; Aves; Galliformes; Phasianidae.